This is a messenger RNA of Geodia barretti, 3580 nucleotides long. Lineage: Eukaryota; Metazoa; Porifera; Demospongiae; Tetractinellida; Geodiidae. The record is from the annotation of a GenBank genome assembly.
GUUGCUAUGCGACAUUGCGAAGACGACACUAUGGCCAUGGAGAGACUAGCCAUUCCUCCCGAGUUCUCUACCUAUGCUGAAGAGAAAGGGAUCUUUACCCUCUACGAAGGCAUGCUGGAGGCGCUACUUACAGCCAGACCGGAGUGCCCGCUGCAGUUCCUCAGCCACUACCUCUCCAUGGACAGAGCAAGGAUGACUUGUGUGGUGGUGUAUGGACCACCAUGCUCAGGCCAGCAUUCUGUUAGCAAGCUGAUUGCUCGCAAGUUGAGAGCAGUUCAUGUGGUCCCAGAGAGAGUGCUCAGGGAAGACCAGUCUCCUGCAGGCACCCAGGCUAGAGCACUUGCUAAGGAAGGAAAGGAAGUUACUCCUGGAUUGUGGGCUGCAAUCAUCCACUCUCGCACACAGCAAACUGACUGUCAGGAUAAGGGAUGGGUGUUAGAGGCGUUCCCUCGUACAAGAAAGCAGGCACUUGCACUACAAUCCAAAGGUGUCAUAGCUACUCACUUUGUUCAUCUUGAGUGUCCUGAUGCAGUACUCAUUGAAAGAUAUGGCGGGAAACGUAUCGAUCCCCUCACUGGAGAUGUGUACCACCUGGUGUUCAGUCCUCCCACCAGCACAGCAGUGGCAGGCCGUCUGGUUGAGGAGGAGGGAGGGGUCACGGCUAAUGUCCACGCCCCUCUCGAACUCUACCACUGCCACUCUCACUCCCUCCUCACCGCCUACUUUGCCACACACUGCAAGACAUUCAACGCCGACCAGCCACUAGGGGAUCUCGUUUCUCAGGUGUACCAUUUCCUGUGUACUCGCAAAAGAAGUCUGGCGCCACACACUCCCAGAGUGGUGUUGCUGGGUCCCAGUGGCAGUGGCAAGAGUGUGCAGGCCGCCAAGUUGGCCCACAAAUACAACCUCAUCAACGUGGACUGCGAGGAGUUGGUGCAGCAGGAGAUGGUAUCGGGGAGUUCACUGGCCGACAAGAUGAAGCCAUUCACGGACAGCAACAUGAUGAUUCCAGAUGACAUGGUGCUGUCGGUGGUGACGAGACGACUGGGUUGUCUGGACUGCAUGUCGAGGGGCUGGGUCCUCCAUGGAUUCCCUCUCACUGGGAACCAGGCCGAGCUCCUGGCAGAGGCUGGCUUCAGACCCAACAGGGUGUUCUUCCUGAAUUUGUGUGAAGAGUCGGUAAAAGAGAGACUAACCCAGCUUCGAGUUGAUCCCAUAUCUGGGGAGAGGUACCACUUACUGAUGAAGCCACCUGCCAAUCACGAGCUUCUGAACAGACUCGAAACACACCCUCACGACACAGAGGAGCAGGUGUCCAAGAGACUGGAGAUCCACAGGGAGUUUGCCCAGGAGCUGGAGGACGUCUACCAGUUGGGGCAGCACGUGAACGCAGACCAAGACCCUCUCACUGUGUUUGAAGUCAUUGAGAGUCUUAUGGUUAACCCUCUCCCCAUUCUACGCCCGGUCCUGGACGAAUAGUCUUACACACUACACACUAUCCUCAUGUAUGUAUGUAUACACUGCCCCCUGCCACUAUAAUACAUGAGAACUACCCGUAUACUGUUGUACUCGAGCAACAUGAAGAGUAUUAUUGUCUGUGCCAUUAUAAUAUUAAAUGAGUCGGUAAUGACACUGAUGUGUGCACAUAGCUAAAAGGUCUCGGUGGUUAACACACAGAAUGACAACAUUAUGUGGCGUUCGUCGCAGUAUGUGCCUCACUUGGUGGCGCUUUUUGCUUUGUUGUCCGUCGCCUUCUGUUUCUCCUUCGCUUUGCAUUAGCUGGUAACCCACUGAGUGACGGGGAGGGUUGUAGUCCUGGGCCUUGGGAGGUGUCAGGUGUCCCAUCUGAUUUGGGACCGGGUGCCCUCUGUCUUGAGCCAAUUGAAGAACUUGCGGUGUCCAAGCUGAUUUGGGACUUGGACAACUGUCUAGAGACUUGGGGAGAAUGUGGUGACCCAGACGAUUUUGGACUAGCCUGUGAACAUUGUCUGUGGUAUUCUCCUCCCCCAGGGGUAUUAGUCUGACCUUUUCCUGCAACAGAGUGUCCAGAGGCUGCUUUCUGAGCAGCUGGGCAAGAAUGACUAUCUUGUCGUGGUGACACGUGCACAGUUUUAUUCUUAGGGCCCUCUUUGCAUUUCUUUGAGGUUCCCACCACGUUCCUUUGUGGUGCAGGUUCUGUGGUGGUUGCUGGUGCUUGCUGACCUGUCAUAUGCGGUGAAGAUGAAGGACCUGCUGCUGGAUUUGGUUCACAGUGGGCUUCCCUAGGGUUUUGGGCUUCCCUUUGGGGUACAGCAAUUGCCCUGCCACGAUGUCUCCUUCUCCUUCUCUUGGUUGAGACUGCACUAUGACUAGCAGCACCUUCUUUCGGUGGGAGGGUGUCUUUCAAUUUCCCUUCAUUGUGCCCUAUAACUGCUGGUUUCUGUGUCCUAGCUGCUAGUUGCAUGGUUUGCACCAUUAGUCUAUCUUUACCAUUUUGAGGAGCAGAUAAAGUAGUACUGCUUGGUCUUUUUGGGACUUGUUGCAGGCCCUUCCCCUUGCUCAAUUUGUGUCCUCACUUGUACUGGUUUAUCAGCCACUGACAUGGCACCAGCUCCUUGGACUGAGGAGAUUUGUACUCCAACAGGUUGGGGUGCGAGUGGACUGCUAUCAAUCCCUGGUGGGUUGCUAGAGUUCCCAGUCUGUCUAUUGUGAUGCGUCAUUUCCUUUCUUGUUUGCUGGGUCGGCUGAGCCUUCUUGUGCCUCGAACGUUUCCUCUUACGUUUUGCGUGAGCUGUAUCAUUGGUGCUGUCCAUGGUUGUAGCAGCUGGGGAUUUCAAUUCAGAAGGUUUCUUAGCAGAGGAGUGUGCUGAGGGUAUCGCUGUGGAAGGGCUAUCCAUUGGACGUUUGUCAGGGGUAUUUCCCCCAGUACCAGAUACCACUUCAACAUUGGCAGUUUUAGGCUUGGCUUUCUUUUGUCUUGAACGCUUUCUCUUGGUCUUUGGUGUGGUAGUGCCACUUUGGACAGCACUUUGACCCACUGUAGUAGUCUCGGCCUCAGAGCCCCAGGCAAUGUUAGCAUGCUCGAUAGACUUCUGUUGCUCUCCAAUGUGUUCCAUAUCUUCAUGCUUAGGUUUUACUUGUUCUUUGCUACACUCUACUUGUGGUGAUGGUGUGUUCUGUGUAUCGGUCACACCCUGAUGCUCGUCAGUUGAGUGGCGAGAAGUGGUAUCUUGUGUUUGAUGUGUAUGCAUGUUCUGUCUUUUGUCACUAGUCACCUGUGUUGAAUGUGUACUCUGUGCAUUGCUAGGGCCCUGCUGCUCAUCAACUGAGUUAAUGGAAGCAGUAGCAAGUCGGGGACUCUCACGCGUUAGAUCAGCUUCAUCAGAGUGAACCGAUUCCUCUAUGCUUGCAGUGUCUGACGAAGACUCUGAGGCACUAUAUGGUGGAGUCACCAGUUGAGCACUAAACACUAUUUCCUCCAGACGGUUAUACAGGGUCGUGUCUACUUCACACAGCCGCUCAGUGGUGUCUCCUGAGCUAGCGAGGUACAUGACCAGCUCACCAUCAUAGAGGAAAGCAGGAGAGAACACCAACAUUGGCU